Molecule: messenger RNA, 1736 nt
Organism: Chara braunii
Lineage: Eukaryota; Viridiplantae; Streptophyta; Charophyceae; Charales; Characeae
Source: the annotation of a GenBank genome assembly
GUGGGGUUGGAUAGAGUGAGGGACGAAGUUCAGCGGAUCCUUGCUCUGUGCUGGGAGGAAGAAAGGAGGGCUAGGCCAGGGUCCUUGGCAAGAAUCAAGCUACUAGAAACGGCCACGAUCGCGAUCCUCGACGAGGUCACGAUAGACCUUCUCUUGGGGUAACGGGAUGAAAGCCUUUUUCGUCUCAAACAGGAUUCGCUGGGAACUAGAGACCUACGAAGACGGGAGCGAGGUUAGGGUCGAGGGAGGUGCCGAGCUUAACCCGGAAUUGGGGGAGGACCGGAUAGUCCGCGCCGAGACGGAGUUUCUAGUGGAAGUCCGGAGGCUGGCUUUGUGGAAGAGAAGGAACUGGACCACAGUAGCUAGCUUUUCGGUUCGCAUUAGAGAUGCCAGUGGCGUGAGAUUCUCGAGGACUUGGAGGGAGCCUUUGCUGAAAGUAGAGAGAAAGUUCGAGGAGGACUCAAGGUGUCUAGGAACGGCACUGACGUCUAAGAGACACCUUGUGGAAACUCGGUUUUGGGAUAGGACGAGCGAAUACAAAGAGGCUUUGCGCCAGACCCUGAGGGGGGAUAGGGGGGCAGGUCGAGCUAGGUGCGAAGACUCCUUGGUCGAAGCCGCCGAGCGGUUAGCGGGUGUGAGGGAUUUGAUUAGGAGGUGUGCGCAAGAGGGGGUUAGAGGCAUCUCGGACCUAGAGGUUGCUAACCUUGCAUUUGCCGCCAGUGAGGAGAAAAAACUGAGGGAUUCUUGGUGGACGGUAACCAGUGAGGAGUCGGAGGGAGAAGGUGGGGACGAGGAUUCUAGUGAGGAGGAGGGGGGAACAGAGGAGGAGAAGAGCUCGGGAAGUAACAGAGACAGUGGUGAAGAGGGCGAGUCGGAUAGUGGCACAGACGAGUAUCUGGCCACAAACAAAAGUGUCAGAGAGGAGCUCCUAACCAUCACGAGGAAGGUAAGGGUCCAGCUAGCGGUAGCGUCAACGAUGCAAGUAGAAGGUCCCGCCAAGGAAGAAGUGCAGGCCACCCGCAUUACCAUGGAGGAGCUGUCGGCCAAUUUCUUCUCGGGGGAAGAGGCCAAGAAGUUCUACGUGCUAGGGAGUGGCCAACUCCAGGCGGUGGUAAGUGGGAAAAAGAUGAGGGCUUUAGUGGACAAUGGGUCCGAGUCUACGGUAUGUAGGGACUCCAUCGCGCGAGAGCUAGGUCUGGAGAUAGACCGAGGGGUGUCAAUGUCGAUGGUGGUGGCAGAUAACAAGCUGCAACCGGCAGAAGGGGUGUGUCAUAGCCCCGUAAUUGAGGUAGCUGGUGUGGAGGCCACGGUACCGAUCUUUUCGGUGAAAGAGUGUUCCUCCGAAUUAAUCCUCGGGAGGACUUGGCUAAGCGCGGUACAUGCGACCACACUUGAUUUGCCGGAUGAGAGUCAAACUCUCUCAAUUCAAAGUCCUGAUGGAAUCAUAGUGGUCCUGAAGACCGUGGACGCGCAAGAUGAACGUAACCGGACCAGCCUUACUAGGCGCAAGGGGGCCCAGUCGAGGGUGUGUCGAGUCCGUCUAGAGGAAGUGCCCUUGACGGAUAGAGGACCCAAGGAGGACCAAAUGGAGAUCGAAGACGUGGGGGAUAGGAUAGUGAUUAACGACAUGGGGUACGAGAAGGAGGACGAGGAAGAGGAGUUCGGUGGGUGCGUCAAUUUGUCUUUUUUGGAAGGAUCCCCUUAGCCGGCGGAGUUAAGAAGCACAAAACCGUGGC